Ochotona curzoniae (black-lipped pika) is the source of this 3060-nucleotide messenger RNA. It is a transcript of the gene MFSD1, whose product is annotated as major facilitator superfamily domain containing 1. Gene Ontology annotation, molecular function: transmembrane transporter activity. The coding region runs from base 38 to 1435 and encodes 465 amino acids. The transcript is spliced from 16 exons. Gene Ontology annotation, biological process: transmembrane transport. The record is from RefSeq and is a predicted model, not a curated record. Lineage: Eukaryota; Metazoa; Chordata; Mammalia; Lagomorpha; Ochotonidae. Gene Ontology annotation, cellular component: lysosome.
CCUGCCGUGGUCUCUCCGUCCCUCGGUCUCCGGCGCCAUGGAGGAGGAGGAGGAGGAAGCGCGGGCGCUGCUGGCGGGCGGCGCCGGGGAGGCGGACGUGGGCGCCCCUGCCGCGCCCCGGCCGCUGCCGGCCCUGUGCGACCCCAGCCGCCUGGCGCACCGCCUCGUGGUGCUGUUGCUGAUGUGCUUCCUCGGUUUCGGCAGCUAUUUUUGCUAUGAUAAUCCCGCUGCUCUGCAAACUCAGGUGAAACAGGAUAUGCAGGUGAAUACCACGAAGUUCAUGCUGCUGUAUGCCUGGUAUUCGUGGCCCAACGUGGUCCUGUGUUUCUUUGGUGGCUUUUUGAUAGACCGAGUAUUUGGAAUACGGUGGGGCACAAUAAUUUUUAGCUGCUUUGUUUGCAUUGGACAGGUUAUUUUUUCUCUGGGAGGAAUAUUUAAUGCUUUUUGGCUGAUGGAAUUUGGAAGGUUUGUGUUCGGGAUUGGUGGGGAGUCCUUAGCUGUUGCCCAGAAUACAUACGCCGUGAGCUGGUUUAAAGGCAAAGAAUUAAACCUGGUGUUUGGGCUCCAACUUAGCAUGGCUAGAAUUGGAAGUACAGUGAACAUGAACCUCAUGGGCUGGCUGUAUUCUAAGAUGGAAGCUUUGUUGGGCUCUGCUGGUCACACGACCCUGGGGGUGACGCUAUUGGUCGGGGGCUUAACGUGUAUUCUUUCCUUAAUCUGUGCCUUGGUUCUCGCCUACCUGGAUCAGAGAGCAGAAAGAAUCCUUCACAAAGAACAAGGAAAAACGGGGGAGGUGAUCAAACUGACAGACGUGAAGGACUUCUCCUUACCCCUGUGGCUCAUCUUCGUCAUCUGUGUGUGCUACUACGUCGUGGUCUUCCCUUUCAUUGGGCUGGGGAAAGUUUUCUUCAUGGAGAAAUUUGGAUUUUCUUCCCAGGCAGCAAGUGCAAUUAACAGCAUUGUGUAUGUCAUAUCAGCGCCUAUGUCUCCAGUGUUUGGGCUCUUGGUGGACAAGACGGGGAAGAACAUCAUCUGGGUCCUGUGUGCGGUGGCGGCUACCCUUGUGUCCCACAUGAUGCUGGCCUUUACCAUGUGGAACCCGUGGAUUGCCAUGUGUCUACUGGGACUGUCCUAUUCACUGCUGGCCUGUGCAUUGUGGCCAAUGGUGGCAUUUGUAGUUCCUGAACAUCAGCUGGGAACUGCCUAUGGCUUCAUGCAGUCCAUUCAGAAUCUCGGGCUGGCGGUCAUCUCCAUUGUUGCUGGCAUGAUCCUGGACACCCGGGGAUACUUGUUUUUGGAAGUUUUCUUCAUAGCCUGUGUUUCUUUGUCACUCUUAUCUGUGGUCUCACUCUAUUUGGUGAAUCGUGCCCGAAGAGGGAACCUGAAUUAUUCGGCAAGACAAAGGGAAGAAAUGAAAUUUUCCCAUACUGAAUGAGAAGCAUGAAGGGCUGUGUUGUGAGAAUGAAUUACACACAUCAUUGGUUUGUAAAAAAAUGUAGUCAUUAGGAAAAAAGAUGGACUGGCACGUUACACUGGCAUCGCAGGUACCCCUUGGAGAGUGUGACUGUCCACCUGUGUGCUCUGCCGUGCAUUGCUGGAGAAGGCUCCUCUUUCAGAGUGGGUCAUCGCCAGGAAACACUGGAAAACUGCAACGUUGCAGGAAACUUCAGGAAGUAAAUCACAGAGAACAUGGGAUGUUUGUGUUGGGUUUUAUGUAAGAUAUUGUAGGAAUCUUAUCUUUUAAGCACAGCAGGAAACUUGGGACUGGCACCACCAGCCAGUCACACCCCCAGUCACACUGGCCGGUGGUGCUGUCCUCUCGGGGGGCUUGAGGGCUGCUCCCGGGUCCCUGGUGAGUUCUCACCAGUUACUGAGAGUCCUACCCUCUUAGGCACAUAAACUGAUAGUACACAUUUUCUGUAGCUUUUUCUAACGCUCUGAUAAGCAUCCGUUUGCGAUGGUAACUUCCUACCUAGUUGAUAAAAAUAGCCCCACUUCAAAUACCUGGUGUCUUUAAACUUCUGAGUUUUUACUAAACCAUUGAUUUUAAUUAUUCAUGUGGAAGAUUAUCUGUAAGAAAACCCAAGUUGGCAUAAAGAAAGUCUGCCUGUUACUUUACCGAAAAAUCACAUUUCUCCAGUGUAGGAUUUUAAGUAGCAGCUUUGCUUAUUUUGUUAAAUAAAAUGGGAAUAUGAAGAUUCUCUGGCACACCUUAAGGCAACUUUUGAUGGACUUUGCACUUUAUUACUCAACGUCCAGGGGUCUUCCAUGUGUUUGGCUAGCUUGGCUUGCAGAUCUUUUAGACAGCAAAUACAAAAUCACUGUGUGUAGCUGCGUAUCUAAUGAAAGAUGUAUAUCAUGACAAUUGUAUGCUUGGAAAAGUUCUGAACAUACUGAAAGUGCAUUCCUGACUUAGAGCUAAUAAUGGUGUUAUUAUCCAUGUGUUGAUCUGCCAUGUGACUGUGCUAGCACAUGGCUAUGCCGGUGAGAGGGGUUGCAGGCAGUGGACGCUGCUGCUGCUGCCGCCGCAGGACACAUGUGGUCUAGCCCCUACCUCAUUCUCUCCACUGCCUCUGUGCUGCAGCCACAGGCAGCUGCUUCUGUUUCCACGUGGCUGUAUUCAUCCCCUCAGGGCUUUGUUCAUGUUACUCCCUUGGUGUAGAGGUUUUUCUCCCGGGUUCUUUACAAUCUGAUUGCACAUAAUUGAAUUCGGAAGGCCCUACCCCCAGUCCAGAGUCAUUUUUUCUCAAGGAAGCCUUUCCAGACCCUUUAAGGUAAAAGGUUCUUUUGAAAGUUCUAUGAUCUUUGGGAAACCCUGAACUUCUUAGCUUACCUCAGUUUAUAAUGCAAUAUUUGUGAUGGUGCGAGUGUCUCUGUCUUCCUUAGACCGUAAGCCCCAUGAGGGCAGGGUCCAGGUCUGUUUUGUUAAUACUGGCUGUUAUACACUGUGCCUACCGCAAAGCAGGCAUGAAAUAAAGAGAUUUCUGAAUAAUGCACAAAUUGAAAGGAGUAAAUUUUUGGAAGGUAAACUGGCAAUAUCAAUAAAGACUUCUAACGGGA